UUGUCACUCGUUUAAUCCAGGGACACUUAUUAUUUUGUGAUUAUCACCGCAAAUGGUAGAUGAAGUCAGCCAUUGACGAAACCACUAACGUGCGCUCAUGUUGAUUUAGAUACACACCUUUCAUCCUGCAGCGAGCACACUCUCGAAUUUCACGUGGCUCUCCAUUAGUUUGUGUCACCCCUUUGAAAGAAAGGACGUGAGUUUAGAGGGUACUGACCAGUACAUAUUUAUCCUCUCUACUGCCUUCAUUGCCAGUUGUUUGUCCGCUGGGAAACGGAACGAUCGACAUUAAGCAGGCGACAAUAAUAUAACCAGACUACAUUUGAAAUAAUUUUUUUCAAUGAUAUUAUUUCAUUGAACGUUCUCUUGGAGUCAGGGAAGCCUUCUUGGAAUUCUAAGUGUGAAACAAGAAAACUUUUAAACAUGUCCGAGGAGCAACCAAGGCCGAAAAGUCCCGUGUCUGUCACGCCCAAGUCGUCCUUCUCUAUCAGCAGUAUCCUCGGGAAUGAUACCGACAAAAAGGAGGACAAGUCAUUAGAAACAGAAGACAAAACCAAAGAAACAAAGGAUGCUGUGAUUUCUAGUAUAUCCGACAUUUAUGCCAAAUACCAAGCUUACUCAGACGCCGCCCUCACUGCACGUGCAAGUUCCUUCAACUUCUGGUACCCGUGGUAUUCCUCAUUCGUCCAUUCACAAGCAGAUGUCAAUGCCAGUGCCGCAGCUAAACUAAGAGCAGCUUCCCCAAGAUGUCGCUCUCCUUUGCCUUCCCCCACUGGCAUGAAACCACUGCCCCUCAGGAAGAGUAGCGAGGGGUGUCCAUCAGAUGGCCCGCCUUCCCCGGGAAGGACAUUGAAAGAUGAUGAUUCUGAAGACGACGACGAAGAGAGGCCAAUGAAAGAAGGUGAAUGUCAAAACAGCGAAGACGAUGAAAAACGAAAACAGAGGAAGAAGAAAACUAGGACUGUUUUUUCUCGCAGCCAGGUUUUUCAGUUGGAGUCAACAUUUGACAUGAAACGUUACCUCUCAAGCUCAGAGCGUGCCGGCCUAGCCGCAUCGCUACAUUUAACUGAAACCCAGGUGAAAAUAUGGUUCCAGAAUAGGCGGAAUAAGUGGAAACGGCAACUGGCAGCGGAAAUGGAAGCAGCUAAUAUAUCCCAGCGUGCCUCUCACCGGAUGGUGCGCGUCCCAGUGCUCUAUCAUGACAGUAACUUCUCAGGGAGUAGGGCGGACAGUCUACAUAGCGGCUCACCCCCGCUCUCCUCCUCCCUGAAUCCCCUGUGCUACCCCCACCCAUACCCCUCAAUCUCAUCUCUCCGCUCUCUACACAGCGCGGUAUGAAGUCUACAUACCUGAUCCUAAAUCCCGUCAGUUCACGUGACGGAAGUGCUGGACGUUAAGUAACGCCAGGGCCAAUCUCCAGUUUGAUGGAGAUUUUACGCAAUUAAAAACUGAUAUGACCAGAAUAAACCUUGACUCAGGCCCUCGUGCUGCACACCGACACUUACAAGAUGGUUACAAGAGAGCAAAGGGACGGUCACCAAACUGUAGGAAAUUAUUCUCAGUUUAUGAUGGGUGCAAGUAACAAACUGUUAAUCUGUUUAAACCCUGCAUGACGUCCCUCGUCGGUGGCUUCCGUGAACUGAAAUCAGGAGCUUUAUUGAUACCUUGGAGACACAGUGCAGUAACGCAAUACACAGUUGUAGUAUACAUUUAUUUAUUGUAUUAGUACCGAGACACCUGACUGUCUUGACCUGACUGAACUGCGAGCCACCACAGUGGCUCAGUUGAAGCUGAUGCUAUUGCUAAAGUCGUUAGAGAGAUGGUGUCUAUAUGAUGAAAAUAUUUGUGAGGAAAGUACUGUUGUUGUAUAUUUACAUGGGAUUGUUGUAUAUGAAAUGUCAAAGUAUAAUAAAACAUGCUUUGUAUAUUGAAUUGUUGUA
Messenger RNA from Haliotis rufescens (red abalone), 1940 nucleotides. Its product is annotated as homeobox protein HMX3-like. The transcript has 2 exons. Bases 424 to 1338 code for a protein of 304 amino acids. Gene Ontology annotation, biological process: regulation of transcription by RNA polymerase II. The record is from RefSeq and is a predicted model, not a curated record. Gene Ontology annotation, molecular function: DNA-binding transcription factor activity, RNA polymerase II-specific; RNA polymerase II transcription regulatory region sequence-specific DNA binding. Lineage: Eukaryota; Metazoa; Mollusca; Gastropoda; Lepetellida; Haliotidae. Gene Ontology annotation, cellular component: nucleus.